Molecule: messenger RNA, 2403 nt
Organism: Colletotrichum orchidophilum
Lineage: Eukaryota; Fungi; Ascomycota; Sordariomycetes; Glomerellales; Glomerellaceae
Product: fungal specific transcription factor domain-containing protein
Exons: 2
Coding region: 1-2403 (800 amino acids)
Biological process (GO): positive regulation of transcription by RNA polymerase II; DNA-templated transcription
Cellular component (GO): nucleus
Molecular function (GO): DNA-binding transcription factor activity, RNA polymerase II-specific; sequence-specific DNA binding; zinc ion binding
Source: RefSeq, a predicted model, not a curated record
AUGGACGCCCCGGCGUACGGCCGUCCUCUCCCCGGCCCGGCCGGCCCGGCUCCCAAUGUCAGUCACGCCUCAUCAACCACUUCAACCACCGCCGCCAGCAGUCCCCAUGGAGGCUCCCGGAAGAGAACCCUCAGCUCCGCCGCCGAUCAGCACUCGCCUCUAUCCGAAGAGCCCGCUAGGCUGGGGCCCUCCUUGUCCUCCGCUGCCGCCGCCGCCGCGAAUCGCCGCAAGCUGCAAAAGGUCAGCCGCGCGUGUGACUUUUGCAAGCAGCGCAAGGCAAGGUGCAGCGGGACUAUACCCUGCGACAAGUGUACUGGAAAGGGGCUCACUUGCGUUUACGAUGCAAAGUACUCCCGAGGACGUCCCCCAACGCCUCCGCCUUCGGCCGUUUGGUCUUCCGCGUCCAACGCCGUGUCCGGAUCCGAGGAACCGCCCGUCGUCGCGUAUCGUACGACUGAAGGGGAGGGAGGAGGAGAACACGCCACUGCUCCGGCGGCACCUUCACGUUCGUUGAGGGGACAUGUGCGCGAGAGCCAGGGCCUAGGGUCGCGGGCCUCGCCCGAACUCGGGAUAGCAGAGAUCCAGGGUCAAGUCUUCGACCCGACGUCCGGCGUCACCUUCUUGCAUAGGGCCUGGAAGCGACUCUCGAAACACGAGAGUAACAUUGUUCCGGACGAGCUCAGUGCCUCGACCGAAGGCCAGCCACUCAUGCUAGCCGGCGACAAGCCGCUACCCCCUGUAACAGACGAGGACGUGACCAACCUGUCGCUGCCCGACUCUGAAGAGCUCAAGGAUCUUUUGGCUCUAUACUUUGACUUGUCCAUCGCGACCUACCGCGUCCUACAUCGCCCUUCCGUCGAGGCAUGGCUGAGGACCAUGACCACGAACAUCCGCCACGGAAAAGCUGUCUGGCAGGACAUUGGCCGUGCUAGAGCAUCCAUCGUCCUCACGGUGCUUGCCAUUGCCACUGCCCACAAUGAAAAGUCAAAGGGGUCGCAUUCACCGGAAGGUGAGGCGCUAUCCUUGGCUCGAGGUGACCAGCUCUUUUGCGUUGCCCUGCAACUCACAGAACGUGAGACGGGGCUCCCGCGGCUGGAAUCAGCUCAGUCACGCCUGAUUCAGGUCCUCUACCUCCUCACCACGUCACGGAUGAACCGUGCCUGGUACACCUUUGGAAACGCGCUACAGAUCAUAUCUGCCCUGGGUAUGCACAGGAAAGGGGCUAAGAAACGACACUUAACACCGGGCAACUCGGAUUAUAUUCAGGCACAGUGUCGUAUGCGGACAUUUUGGACCAGCUAUAUUCUGGAUAACCAUCUGGGCGUCAUAUUUGGUCGUCCACGCCACUUCCAUGAUGAUGACAUUGAUCAAGACUACCCGGAUAAGAUCACCGACGAGGAUAUGGCUGCACAAGGGCCCAUUGAGAGAUCAGAAGAGCAUUCUGACUGUCACAUUGAUGCACUCAUAUUCCAUGCCAAGAUUGCACAAAUCAUCGGAAAUACGUCAAGAGAAGUCUACUCAAUAAAGGCCAUCUCCGAACAAGAACGCGUCGCCGCCGCACAUCGCCUCAGCGAGAAGAUCCACGACUGGCGUGCCAGUCUCCCACCUCACCUGGGUUCGAUCCGCCCGUCGAUGCUGAUCCCGAGCUUCCGUCGCCAAGCCACAGUCCUCAAGCUGGCCUACUCCCACGCCAUCAUGCACGCGAAUCGUCUCUUCCUCCUCGGAAACCCGAGCUCCGGGAGCGAGACGCAAAUCGUGGAGUGCAUCGGCGCGGCGAGGACGGUGCUCGAGACCGUCGACGGCAUGGCCGCCGAGGGCCCAAUCUUCCACGCCUUUUGGUGGACGCAGUACGUUACCUUCUGCGCCCUGCUGGUGACGUACGUCUGUGACAUUCAGCAGAAGAGGCGAUGGGUCACGCUCGAUGGCGAGGGCAAGGCCAAGCAUACCAAGCUCAUGGACUUGGCCGAGCGGUGCCAGACGCAUCUCGCGCACGCCACGGCGUCCAACUCUCCGAGCCGCCGGUACGCCAUCAUUCUAGAAGAGUUCAGGACAGAGGGACUCGGUCAGGUGUCACGGCAGGCUCAGGUGUCUUCGCAGGCGCCUCGGACGUUGGCACCUCGACUGGAUGCGUCCUCUGCAUAUAACCAUGUGCCACCCCCGCAAACGAAUGGGGGAAACGAAGCAGCUUCCAUGACGGCAGGUGGAUUCGGCUUCAACCACGCGUAUGCUACUGAAUCCGGUACCGUUGAUCCAAUGGACCACGGCGACGCUGGGUUUCUCGGGUCUAAUGUGCUGGAUGAGUGGCAGACGACCGAUUGGCUGGACCUCGACUCUUCUGCUUUUGGCCCAUACUUAGACGUUGAUUCAAACCCGCUGGCUUGGAUGCCGGAUAUAGGAGGCUAG